UUUUCCAGCCAGAAGCUAGUCAGCUGAUUUACUGAUCUGACGUCAUUAAAACGCGACUGUUAUCACGUGAAUGACAACAGGAAGCUGAACCUUUCUUCUAGGUCUAUGAACUGAACACAAGUGAGACGUUAAGAUGACAACUGCAUUGACGCAAGGCCUUGAAAGAAUACCGGAUCAAAUAGGAUAUCUUGUCAUCAGCGAGGAUGGAGUAUUAGCUUCCUCGGGUGAACUAGAGAAUGAUGAACAUACAGCAGGAGUUAUCAUGCAAAUGGUGCGAACUGCCUGCCGUUUUCGACUCCAAGGAACAUCUGAGCCUGCAUUCAAACGCAUGUCAGUGAUGUUUGAGGACUACGUCUAUGCAGUAACAGUCUCCGGACAGAAAGUGUUUGUGGUAAAACGACAGAACAACCAGAGAGAACCGGUGACUGUGUAGCGUGAGAACCAAGUCAGACCCCAUGUGGACAGCAGCUUAAUAGCUACCCAGGCCACUGUAGAGGAACGUCGAGUUUUCUUGUUUUUGUUUUAAUGCUGAUAAACACUGUCCCGGUGAGGUCUGGGGGGUAUUCCAAGUACGUGGUUCAGUGAAAAACUAAGUUAACUCGGAGUGAGUGGUAAACCUCCUACAACAAGGGCUCUAUUGCAUUGUUUUUUUAGGCAGAUGAAGCCAUAGAGCUCUUCUAUUAGGAUGUUUACCACUUACUCUGAGUUAACUUACAGUUUGUUUACCAAACCAUGUACUUGGAAUAUCCCCCAGUUCCCCUCACUGCUUGGAUUGAAGUCAUUCAAGGCAUUCUUGUUCAUUUCUUAUCACAAAUUGGAUUUCAUAUUUUGUGCAACAGAUGUUUUUGCUUUUGAAUUAUAUCACUGGGUAGUAGGCUAGUUUUUCUUCCAAAUGGAUUGGUUUUGGUCAAGUGAAAUGAAUGCAUUUUAGAGUUCUGUUUUACAAAAUUACUUUCUUUAAUUUGGUUAUUUAUACAUAGAACUGCUAGUAUUUAUUUAAAUCAUUCACAAGGCAGCACUAACCAGAAUUUUACAAGUGAUAAACACAUAUGUUAUGACGGUGUAUGUUAUGACAGUUGUAAAAUAUUCAUGUAGUGAUAAGUGUGAUCAUCCAUGUAAACUUUCAUUGCAUAUGACUAACAUAAAUAUAAAAAAUAAAGUAUUUUGGAACAUUUUAAA
This is a messenger RNA of Sardina pilchardus (European sardine), 1179 nucleotides long. It is a transcript of the gene lamtor4, whose product is annotated as late endosomal/lysosomal adaptor, MAPK and MTOR activator 4. Gene Ontology annotation, molecular function: guanyl-nucleotide exchange factor activity. Gene Ontology annotation, biological process: positive regulation of TOR signaling; cellular response to amino acid stimulus. The transcript is spliced from 4 exons. The record is from RefSeq and is a predicted model, not a curated record. Gene Ontology annotation, cellular component: Ragulator complex; lysosome. The coding region runs from base 134 to 433 and encodes 99 amino acids. Lineage: Eukaryota; Metazoa; Chordata; Actinopteri; Clupeiformes; Clupeidae.